Sorex araneus (European shrew) is the source of this 6478-nucleotide messenger RNA. It is a transcript of the gene PLXNB2, whose product is annotated as plexin B2. The record is from RefSeq and is a predicted model, not a curated record. Gene Ontology annotation, molecular function: semaphorin receptor activity; protein binding. Gene Ontology annotation, biological process: semaphorin-plexin signaling pathway involved in axon guidance; regulation of cell shape; regulation of GTPase activity. Bases 258 to 5789 code for a protein of 1843 amino acids. Gene Ontology annotation, cellular component: semaphorin receptor complex. The transcript has 38 exons. NCBI's taxonomy places the organism in Eukaryota, Metazoa, Chordata, Mammalia, Eulipotyphla, Soricidae.
GGGCGGGGCCGGCUGCUCCCGCGCGCUCCGGCCCCUCCUCGGCCACACAAAGGCCGGUCUCCAUGGCAGCGGCGCGGGCCGGAGCGCAGCGCCGAUCACGGCCCGGGCGCCAUCGAACGUCGGCGGCGGACGUGCAGACCAAGAAAUGAGGCUCAGAGAAGCUAAGUAACUUGCCCAAGGUCACACAGCUAAGAGCCUCCAUGCCGGCCCAGAGCAGAGACUAACCAAGACUCCUGGAGCCUCGGGUCCCGGGGGCCAUGGCGCUGCAGCUCUGGGCCCUGAUGCUUCUGGGCCUGGUGGGCCCCGGCGUGGGCCUGCGACCCCGGAAGCUCCAGUUCUUCCGCAGCGAGACGGAGCUGAACCACCUGGCGGUGGACGGGGCGUCGGGGGUGGUGUACCUGGGCGCCGUGAACGCGCUCUACCAGCUGGGUGCAGACCUGACGCUGCAGCAGCAGGCGACCACGGGCCCCGCGCGGGACAACAAGAAGUGCACGCCCCCCAUCGAGCCCAGCCAGUGCCACGAGGCCGUGCCCACCGACAACGUGAACCAGCUGCUGCUGCUGGACCCGCCCGGGCAGCGGCUGGUGGAGUGCGGCAGCCUCUUCAAGGGCAUCUGUGCCCUGCGGGCGCUGAGUAACAUCUCCACGCGGCUCUUCUACGAGGACGGCAGCGGGGAGAAGUCCUUCGUGGCCAGCAACGAUGAGGGCGUGGCCACCGUGGGGCUGGUGGGGGCCACGGGCGUGGGUAGCGAGCGCGUGCUGUUCGUGGGCAAGGGCAACGGGCCGCACGACAAUGGCAUCAUCGUGAGCACCCGGCUGCUGGACCGCACGGAGGGCAGGGAGGCCUUCGAGGCCUACACGGACCACGCCACCUACAAGGCCGGCUACCUGUCCAGCAACACCCAGCAGUUCGUGGCCGCCUUCGAGGACGGCUCCUAUGUCUUCUUCGUCUUCAACCAGCAGGACAAGCACCCGCCACGCAACCGCACGCUGCUGGCACGCAUGUGCAAGAACGACCCCUUCUACUACUCCUACCUGGAAAUGGACCUGCAGUGCCUGGACCCCGGCCCCGGCCCAGACCCCAACCCCCCCUUUGCCACCUGCCUGGCCGCCUCCGUGGCUGCCCCCGAGGGCGACCCAGUGCUCUACACGCUCUUCACUCUCGAGGGCCGUGGUGGUGGGGGGCCCCGGGCCGGCCUCUGCUUGUUCCCCCUGGACAAGGUCCACGACAAGAUGGAGACCAAUCGGGAGUCCUGCUACACGGGCUCCCGGGAGGCCGGCCGGGACACUUUCUACAAACCCUUCCACGGCGAGAUCCAGUGUGGCGGCCACGGGCAGACGGCCAGCGAGAGCUUCCCAUGCGGCUCGGAGCACCUGCCCUACCCACUGGGCAGCCGGGAUGGGCUCACGGCCACAGCAGUGCUGCAGCGUGGAGGCCUCAACCUCACGGCUGUGACGGUGACCUCCGAGAAUGGCCACACCGUGGCCUUCCUGGGCACCUCGGAUGGCCGUAUCCUCAAGGUGUAUCUCGACCCCGAUGGCACCUCUGCUGAGUACGGCUCCAUCCUCGUGGAGAUCAAUAAGAAGAUCAAGCAGGACCUGGUGCUGUCCGCAGACGGUGCCAGCCUGUAUGCCAUCACCCAGGACAAGGUGUUCCUGCUCCCGGUGCAGGAGUGUCUGAGCUAUGCCACCUGUGCCCAGUGCCACAGCUCACAGGACCCCUACUGCGGCUGGUGUGUCGCGGAGGGACGGUGUACCAGGAGGGCUGAGUGCCCUCGGGCUGCCGAGCAGGGCCACUGGCUGUGGAGCCGAGCCGAGUCAUGCGUGACGAUCACUGGGGCACUGCCACAGAACAUGAGUCGGCGGGCGCAGGGCGAGGUCUUCCUGACCAUCAGCCCCCUCCCGGCCUUGAGUAAGGAGGAUGAGCUGCUGUGCCACUUUGGGGACUCCCCGCCCCAGCCUGCCCGUGUGAAAGGGGACACUGUGGGUUGCUACUCCCCAAACAGCAUUCCGCCCACGCUGCCCGGCCAAGACCACGUGGACGUGAGCAUCCAGCUCCUCUUCAAGCACGGCAAUGUCUUCCUCACUUCCCACCUGUACCCCUUCUACGACUGCCGGGAGGCCAUGAGCCUGGAGAAGAACCUGCCGUGCAUCUCCUGUGCCAGCAACCAGUGGACCUGCCAGUGGGACUUGCGCUACCAUGAGUGCCGGGAGGCCUCCCUCAACCCCGAGGACGGCGUCAUCCGUGCCCACAUGGAGCACGAUUGCCCCCAGUUCCUGAACCCCAGCCCGCUGGUCAUCCCUAUGAACCACGAGACAGACGUGACCUUCGAGGGCCAGAACCUGGACACAGCAAAGGCCUCCUCUCUGCAUGUGGGCAGCGAGCUGCUUGGGUUCGAGGUGCCAGUGAGCCUGCAGGAGACGGGCGUCUUCUCCUUCCGGACCCCAAAGCUGUCCCACGACACCAAUGAGACACUAGCCCUGCACCUGUACGUCAAGUCCCACGGCAAGAACAUCGACAGCAAGCUCCAAGUCACCCUCUACAACUGCUCCUUCGGCCGCAGUGACUGCAGCCUCUGCCUGGCGGCCGACCCCACCUACCGCUGUGUGUGGUGUGGCGGGCAGAAUCGGUGCGUGUACGAGGCUCAGUGUAGCAACGCCACCUCCGAAUGCCCACCGCCGGUCAUCACCAGGAUCCAGCCCGAAACGGGCCCCCUGGGUGGGGGUAUCCGCCUCACCAUCCUCGGGUCCAACCUGGGCGUUACCGCAGAUGACGUGCAAAGGGUGACUGUGGCGGGCCGCAGCUGUGACUUUGAGCCCGAGCGCUACUCCGUGUCCACCCGGAUUGUGUGUGUCAUCACAGCAGCAGAGGAGCCCUUCUCGGGGGGCGUCGAGGUAGAGGUCAAUGGGAAGCUUGGCCACUCGCCACCGGAUGUCCAGUUCACGUACCAACAGCCACAGCCCCUGAGCGUGGAGCCAAAGCAGGGCCCCCAGGCAGGUGGGACCACGCUGACCAUCAGCGGCAUCCACCUGGACACGGGCUCCCAGGAGGACGUGCAGGUCUCCAUCCAAGGCAUCCCCUGCAAAGUGACACAGUUUGGAGCGGAGCUGCAGUGUGUCACCGGCCCACAGCCAACCCUGGGGGAACUGCCCCUGGACAUCUCCUACGGGGGCUCGCCAGUGUCUGGCCCUGGCGUCACCUUCACCUACCGCGAGAACCCCGUCCUGCGGGCCUUCAUGCCCCUGCGAAGCUUCGUCAGUGGCGGCCGGAGCAUCAACGUCACCGGGGAGGGCUUCAGCCUGAUCCAGAAGUUCUCCAUGGUGGUCCUCGCAGAGCCCCUGCAGACCUGGCGGCAGCGCCGGGAAUCUGGACCCCUGCAGCCCACCACGGUGGUAGGCACCGAGUACGUGUUCUACAACGACUCCAAGGUCAUGUUCCUGUCCCCCGCGGUGCCCGAGGACCCCGAGGCCUACAACCUCACGGCCCUCAUCCAGAUGGACGGGCACCGUGCCCUGCUCAGGACUGAGGCCGGCGCCUUCGAGUACGUGGCCGACCCCACCUUUGAGAACUUCACAGAUGGCGUCAAGAAGCAGGUCAACAAUCUCAUCCACGCCCGGGGCACCAACCUGAACAAGGCCAUGACGCUGCAGGAGGCCGAGGCCUUCGUGGGUGCGGAGCGCUGCAUCAUGAAGACGCUGACCGAGACGGACCUGUACUGUGAGCCCCCCGAGGUGCAGCCCCCGCCUAAGCGGCGGCAGAAACGGGAUACGGCGCACAACCUGCCCGAGUUUAUUGUGAAGUUCGGCUCCCGGGAGUGGGUGCUGGGCCGCGUGGAGUAUGACACGCGGGUCAGUGACGUGCCCCUAAGCCUCAUCUUGCCACUGGUCAUCGUGCCCAUGGUGUUGGUCAUCGUGGUGUCCGUCUAUUGCUACUGGAGGAAGAGCCAGCAGGCGGAGCGUGAGUACGAGAAGAUCAAGUCUCAGCUGGAAGGCCUGGAGGAGAGCGUGCGGGACCGCUGCAAGAAGGAGUUCACAGACCUGAUGAUCGAGAUGGAAGACCAGACGAACGACGUGCAUGAGGCGGGCAUCCCCGUGCUGGACUACAAGACCUACACGGACCGCGUCUUCUUCCUGCCCUCCAAGGACGGCGAUAAGGACGUGAUGAUCACCGGCAAGCUGGACAUCCCCGAGUCCCGGCGGCCGGCCGUCGAGCAGGCCCUCUACCAGUUCUCCAACCUGCUCAACAGCAAAUCUUUCCUCAUCAACUUCAUCCACACCCUGGAGAACCAGCGCGAGUUCUCCGCCCGGGCCAAGGUCUACUUCGCGUCCCUGCUGACGGUGGCGCUGCACGGGAAGCUCGAGUACUACACGGACAUCAUGCGCACCCUCUUCCUCGAGCUCAUGGAGCAGUACGUGGUGGCCAAGAACCCGAAGCUGAUGCUGCGCAGGUCGGAAACGGUGGUGGAGCGGAUGCUAUCCAACUGGAUGUCCAUCUGCCUGUACCAGUACCUCAAGGACAGCGCUGGCGAGCCCCUGUACAAGCUCUUCAAGGCAAUCAAGCACCAGGUGGAGAAGGGCCCGGUGGACGCUGUGCAGAAGAAGGCCAAGUACACGCUCAACGACACGGGUCUGCUGGGGGACGAUGUGGAGUACGCGCCCCUGACAGUGAGUGUGAUUGUCCAGGACGAGGGUCUCGACGCCAUCCCCGUGAAGGUCCUCAACUGCGACACCAUCUCCCAAGUCAAGGAGAAGAUCAUCGACCAGGUGUACCGCACUCAGCCCUGUUCCCGCUGGCCCAAGGCGGACAGCGUGGUGCUAGAGUGGCGACCCGGCUCCACCGCCCAGAUCCUGUCGGACCUGGACCUCACCUCCCAGCGGGAGGGUCGCUGGAGGCGCAUCAACACGCUGAUGCACUACAAUGUCCGGGACGGAGCCACCCUCAUCCUGUCAAAAGUGGGCGUCUCGCAGCAGCCUGAGGACAGCCAGCAGGACCUGCCUGGGGAGCGCCACGCCCUCCUGGAGGACGAGAACCGCGUGUGGCACCUGGUGCGGCCCACGGACGAGGUGGACGAGGGCAAGUCCAAGCGCGGCAGCGUGAAGGAGAAGGAGCGCACCAAGGCCAUCACGGAGAUCUACCUGACGCGCCUGCUCUCGGUCAAGGGCACGCUGCAGCAGUUCGUGGACAACUUCUUCCAGAGCGUGCUGGCCCCGGGACACGCCGUGCCGCCCGCGGUCAAGUACUUCUUCGACUUCCUGGACGAGCAGGCGGAGAAGCACGACAUGCGGGACGAGGACACCAUCCACAUCUGGAAGACCAACAGUUUACCGCUGCGGUUCUGGGUGAACAUCCUCAAGAACCCGCACUUCAUCUUUGACGUACAAGUGCACGAGGUGGUGGACGCGUCCCUGUCGGUCAUCGCACAGACCUUCAUGGACGCCUGCACGCGCACGGAGCACAAGCUGAGCCGAGACUCCCCCAGCAACAAGCUGCUCUAUGCCAAGGAGAUCUCUACCUACAAGAAGAUGGUGGAGGAUUACUACAAGGGGGUCCGGCAGAUGGUGCAGGUCAGCGACCAGGACAUGAACACACACUUGGCAGAGAUUUCCCGGGCCCACACGGACUCCCUGAACACCCUGGUCGCCCUGCACCAGCUCUACCAAUACACGCAGAAGUACUACGACGAGAUCAUCAGUGCCCUGGAGGAGGACCCGGCUGCCCAGAAGAUGCAGCUGGCCUUCCGCCUCCACCAGAUCGCAGCUGCCCUGGAGAACAAGGUCACGGACCUUUGACCCCCCCCCCACUCUGUUGCCGCGGAUCGCCGCAGGCACAGCUGUGUGGCCCCGGAGCCACGCGUGGGGGCCUGCGGGCUGAGGCCAGUGUGUGGGCUCAGCCCUUCUCUGGCAGCAGGGGAAGAAAGAGCCCCUGGGGGCAGGCAUCUCGAGCGACCCCUCCCAGCAAUACACCAGCACCAGCUCCCUCCUGCAGAACCAGCGUCCAGCGGCGGCUCGUCCAGUCUCCAGAGCGAGCCCCUGGGCUCGCAGAUGUGCCUUAGGCCCCUGGCGCCACGCUGGGCUCCUGGGGGCCGAAGUCCCUCCCAGCACCAGCAGCCGCCUCACAUUCCUGGGUUUGCCACUUUGUGUGUCUGUGGGGGGGUCAGUGCCUGCAGCCCCCAGGGCCGAGGGUCCAGCCUGCCCUCCGGAAGGGAGGAGAAAAGCGGUACGAAGCCUCCUGACCUCACCUGGCCCGCCUCGCAAGGUGCCAGCGUCCCCACUGACUCUUGGCCCAGGGCCCCACCUCCAAGGUCAAGCUGGACGUCCAACGUCGAGGCCCAAAUGGCCAGAGGGGACCCAACAGACUGGGCACCCCGGCCUGUCAGACAGGCGCUGAGAGGCUGCCAGGCCGGGGCAGCGGAACCCCCCACCCCUCUCCCUUUUGUAAGUUUUAACGUGACUCAAAUACAACUGUCUUUUUCACUCUG